AUGGCUACUUACCAAUACGAAGAUUCAUUACCUGAAUUGCCUGUGCCUCCGUUAAGUUCCACCAUCAAUCAAUUGUUGGUGGCAAUAAAACCUUUAGUUUCUGUGGAUGAGUACAAUGAAUUAUUGAACGAAUCCAGUGAGUUCUUGAACCAUCCUUUGAUUUCACAGAUUCAACAACAUUUAACUUCGGUUUCCAAAAAAGAAGGUCACCAUUGCUACCUCAAUAGUAUCAAUGAUGAAACUAAUCCAGGAAUAUAUGGUGAUUUGAGAGGUGAUAUCUUACCUAGAAAUCCUUACUUGGUAUUACAGGAAGACCCUUAUUCUAAGUUUAUGAAUCCUCCUAAUCAACAACAACGUGCUGCUAGUUUGAUAAAUUCCAGUUUGAAGUUCAUCAUAAGUUUAAGACAUGAAACUUUGAAACCGGACGUAACUCCGAAAAAUGGUAACCCUUUGACUAUGAAUUGUUAUAAGAAUCUUUUCGGAACCACCAGAGUUCCUAAAGUUGAUUCUAUCGAUAAUUACCACCAUAUCCAGAUCCAGAAAUGUCCAGAUUCCCAACAUAUCGUGGUAAUAUCCCAUAAUCAGUUCUAUAAGAUCGAAGUAUUGAAUGGAGAUAACGAAAUCUAUUUCAAUGAUUAUGACAUGUCAUUGAUCUUGCAGGACAUCAUCAUUGACUCGGAGAAAUUUGAUGCUAUCGAUAGAAUCAAUAAUGCUAUUGGUUCAUUGACCACACAAAAUUAUAACUAUUGGAGAUUGAGUAGAGUUGAACUCUCUAAAUCUAAUCUGGAGAACUUACAAGCCAUUGAUGAUGCGUUGUUCGUGGUAGUACUUGAUGAUAACACUCCUACUACUGACCAGGAGAAGACUCAGUGCAUUUCUCAUGGAUCUUCAAAAUUAGACCAUAAUGUUCAAGUUGGAAGUUGUACUUCUAGAUGGUACGAUAAGUUACAAAUCAUUGUCACUGCUAAUAGUGUAGCAGGAAUAGUUUGGGAGAGUACUUCAAUGGACUCCACUGCCAUUCUUAGAUUCAUCAGUGACAUUUAUACUGACCUGAUCUUGAAGUUGGCUAAAAACAUCAAUGCUAUCGAGUAUAGUUUAUUUGGAGAAAUCAAAUUCGUUUCCAAUAAACUCAGUUCUGAUAAGCCUAAUUAUGAAAGGUUGGUUAUCAAUAAAACUCCAGAAUUAUUGAACUUGAUCCAUUUGAGUGAAACCAGAUUAGCUGAUUUGAUUAAUCAACAUUUGUACACCACCAUUAAGUUGAAAUUCGAUGUUGCCUUAUUGUCCAAGCUUGAGAUAUCCAUUGACUCGGUGAUCCAGAUUUGUCUCCAAAUCACUAAUUACUCAUUGUAUGGAAAAAUCUCCAACACUUUGGAACCUAUCACCACCAGAAAAUUCCGUGAUGCUAGAACGGAAUUAAUAGCUGUACAAAAUGAUGAUAUCACCAAUCUUGUUAAAUUAUUCAUCACCACAUCUUCAAAAUCCAAGAAAUGGGAAUUGUUCAAUAAGUGUUGUAAGAUCCAUACGGCUCAAUAUUUGAAUGCUAUGAAGGGUAAAGGAUUCGAAAGACAUUUGACUAGUCUUUUACAUAUAACCAAUCACCCAAAGGCAUCUAAAUUCUUAAACUCCAUCAAUAAAGAAUUACCACCAUUAGAUUUCGAAGCGUUAUCUACAGAUUACUUACCUAUUUUGUCAAAUAAUGUAUUAAGUAGAAUCUUAACUCCGGAGUUACUUAUCUCGAAUUGUGGUAACCCCGCGUUAUACCUAUUUGGGAUUCCUCCUGCUGUGGACCAAGGUUUUGGAAUCGGAUAUAUCGUUCAUACCGAUAAAGUGUUACUUACCUUGAGUUCCAAGUUCCGUCAGAAUGACAGAUUCCUACACACAUUACACAAAAUUGUCAAUGAAGUUAAAAUUAUCUUGAUGUCCAAGAGUGAUUUGUUAGAUAACAUCAAUAGGGAUAAUAGCUAUAGAUCUUAUGAAGUACAAAGAUUAAGAUUUGAGAAUGAAUUGAAGAACUUAAAUAUCGAUUCCGCUGCUACAAAACAUCCUAUUGAAUUAUCUGUUGGACAAGCCACCAUUUCUUAUGAUAACAAAUCUCCUAGAUUCGAGAUAUCUGAAUCUUCGGUCAACACUCCUCUUGCCACACCCGGAGAGAGACCUCAAGCACCUUCUACUCAUCAACUUCCUUACCAAAGUAGCCAAUUGAGUGGUAACCCGAUCUCCACUUCCAACUUUGAAGACCCCGAAUCAUUUGGCUCUUCACCUAUGACCAACUCAUCCUCAGAGUUUGAUUAUUUGGGAGGUUAUGGAUACUUUGAUUUCGGAGAGUUGGACUUGCGUAAUUCAGAAUUGAAUAACUCCAACAGUUAUUUACAUUCCCCAGCAUUAUCUAGCCAUCAAUCCCAGGUCAAUUUGAGGGCAGAUUUGAAGAACAAGUUCGACUUGAAUGAAAGAAUCAGAGAGAAAUUGAACAAAAGUGUUGAUGAUUUGAAAGUAGAAAAGGAAGACAGACCAAAACAUGAAAUUGGUAGACCUUUAAAUAUGUAG
Molecule: messenger RNA, 2544 nt
Organism: Yamadazyma jaroonii
Lineage: Eukaryota; Fungi; Ascomycota; Pichiomycetes; Serinales; Debaryomycetaceae
Source: the annotation of a GenBank genome assembly